AUGAGGUGUGCCUUCGCAGCGACGACGAGCACGCUGUCGGUGGGCUACGUGGACGGCUGGUCGAGCAACGCGCUGCCCUACCUGCACCCGGCGGCGCCGGCGCCGCUGGACGCGUACGUGUCGCGCCCGCUGACGGACGACGAGGCCUCCUGGCUGGGCUCCCUGGUGGCGCUGGGCGCCAUGGCGGGCUCGCUGCCCGCCGGGCUCGUGGCCGACGCGCUGGGCCGCAAGCCGACGCUGCUGCUGCUCGUGCUGCCCUACCUCGCCUCCUGGGGCGCCGUGCUCGCCGCCGGCAGAUCCCCACCCACACAGGCGGCGUGCGUGACGCAGGUGGCGCUGCUGUACACGGGCCGGCUGCUGGCCGGCUUCGCCAUGGGCGCCGCCUGCGUCGUGUCGCCGCUCUACAACGAGGAGAUCUCCGAGGUGGCGAUCCGCGGCGCGCUCGGCGUCUACCAGAACCUCAUGGUCACCGCCGGCGUCCUGCUCGCCUACGUCUCGGGCGCCCUGCUGCCCUACAACGGCACCAUAUUCAUGGGGUGCGUGCCGCCGCUGCUGCUGCUGACGCUGUUCGCGUGGGCGCCCGAGUCGCCGGUGCUGCUGGUGGCCAAGGGGAAGGAGCUGCAGGCGCGCCGGGCGCUGCGCUGGCUGCGCGGCCCGCACGCCGACGUGGACGGCGAGGUGGCCAAGAUCAAGGAACUGGUGGCGGAGUCGGCCUCGCGGGACGGCCACCAGGGGUCUCUGCUGUCGUCGGCCAAGGCGCUGCUGCGGCGCAUGGCGGAGGCCCGGCGCGACGUGCGCGCCCUCGCCAUCGUCUUCGGCCUGAUGUGCUUCCGCCAGGUGAUCGGCAUCAACGCCGUCGUCUUCUACACCGUCGACAUCUUCGCCGUCGCCGACGCCGACCUGUCGCCCUCCGCCGAGACCAUCAUCGUCGGCAUGGUGCAGAUGGUGUCGACGUGCGCGUCGUCGCGGCUGGCGGACCGCGCGGGCCGUCGCACGCUGCUGCUGGUGUCGGCGGCGGGCACCGCCGCCUGCCACGCCGUGCUCACCGCCUUCUUCGCGCUGCACCGCUCGCUCGACUACGACGUGUCGGCGCUCAGCUGGCUGCCGCUGGUGGCGCUCGCGCUCUUCAUGGUGCUGUUCGCGGCCGGCUUCGGCCCGCUGCCCUGGCUCAUGAUCGCCGAGCUGCUGCCCUCCCAGCACAAGCGCUGGGCCGCGGGGGUGGCGGGCCUGCUGAACUGGGUGCUGAUGUUCACGGUGACGCGCUCCUUCGGGCUGAUGCUGUCGCGCGUGGGCGCCGCCGCCUGCUUCGGCGGCUUCCUGGCGUCCUCGCUCACCGCCACCGCCUUCGUCUUCUUCCUGGUGCCCGAGACGGCGGGCAAGACGCUGCAGGAGAUCCAGGCGGACCUGCGCGCGGGCCGCCCCGGCGCCUCCGCCCCCGCGGUGGCCGCCGACUUCUUCCCCGCGGGCAGCUUCCGCUUCCUGUCCCCCGGCGAGAUACACAUCUGA
Molecule: messenger RNA, 1506 nt
Organism: Schistocerca cancellata (South American locust)
Lineage: Eukaryota; Metazoa; Arthropoda; Insecta; Orthoptera; Acrididae
Product: facilitated trehalose transporter Tret1-like
Exons: 8
Coding region: 1-1506 (501 amino acids)
Biological process (GO): transmembrane transport
Cellular component (GO): membrane
Molecular function (GO): transmembrane transporter activity
Source: RefSeq, a predicted model, not a curated record